This is a messenger RNA of Iphiclides podalirius (scarce swallowtail), 1356 nucleotides long. NCBI's taxonomy places the organism in Eukaryota, Metazoa, Arthropoda, Insecta, Lepidoptera, Papilionidae. The record is from the annotation of a GenBank genome assembly.
AUGGCGACGUCAGGAGGGAAGUCGCGGCGGGAGGAGGCCAGCGACAAUUCGGACGACGAGCUUACACCUCUUGCCAACGAAAUUUACGGGGGCAGUCAAAGGACUGUACAGGAGACAAAAGGAUGGGACGUGUUCAGAGAAUUCCCUCCAAAACAGGACAGUAUUUCUAUGGAAACACAGAAAUGGCUGGAGUUCACAGUGCGAAUGCUCAAAGUGCUGGCGUACUUCGUCACGUUCAUCGUGGUGCUCGCUUCUGGUGUUAUCGCCAAAGGCACCGUGCUCUUUAUGACCUCGCAGCUGAAAAAGGAUAGACGGAUUGCGUAUUGUAAUAGAAACUUAGGUAGAGAUAAACAGUUCAUAGUCAGCCUGCCCGACGAGGAACGGGUAGCAUGGAUGUGGGCAGUUUUCGCCGCUUUUGCCAUACCCGAAAUCGGGACGUUGAUACGUUCAGUCAGAAUAUGUUUCUUUAAGUCUUCUAAAAGACCUACGCCUGUGCAAUUUAUAGUGGUGUUUCUAGCGGAAUCGCUGCAAACGAUCGGAUUGGCCAUCAUGUUCUUCAUAGUUUUGCCGGAACUAGACGUCGUCAAAGGGGCGAUGCUAACGAACUGCCUGUGCGUGAUACCGGCGAUCCUCGGGCUGCUCUCUCGCAACUCCCGGGACUCGAAGCGUUUCGUGAAAGUGAUUGUCGACAUGGCGGCCAUCGUGGCGCAAGUCACCGGCUUCAUUGUGUGGCCGCUUUCGGAAAACAAACCUGUGCUGUGGCUCAUACCGAUUUCAUCGCUAUGCAUAUCGCUCGGGUGGUGGGAGAACUACGUAACGAGACAGAGUCCCAUAGGUUUAAUUAAAUCUUUGGGCAGAUUAAAGGAAGAAUUAAACGCUUCGCGUUAUUACACGUACCGAUUUAUGUCAAUUUGGAAGAUACUUCUGUUUCUUAUGUGUAUCCUGUUUUGUUUAUGGAUGGAUGGUGACGAGCCUGCGAUGUUCUUCCAAUUAUUUAACGCUGGUUUUGGACCUCAUAAUAUUGUUGUUGAAGAGAUACAAAUUCAACUAGGCGGGACUGUGAUUCCGGAUUUGGUCAACGCAACAUUAACUGGAGACUCAGUUGAAGUAGCCGCCGUUUAUAAAUCGGCCUUUUACGUCAUGCUCAUUCAAAUGUUCGCUGCAUACUUCUGCUACAUAUUUGGAAAAUUCGCUUGCAAAAUCCUUAUACAGGGAUUCAGUUACGCGUUCCCUAUAAAUUUGGUUAUACCGCUUGUAGUUAAUUUGCUUAUUGCUGCAUGUGGUUUAAGAAAUGGCGAUAAUUGUUUCUUCCAUGGGACUGUACCAGAUUAUCUAUUCUUUGAAAGUCCGCCAGGU